UCUGUUAAAUGUCAUUAUAACAGAACCAUAAUUCAGUAUAUUUACACUAUCGCACACUAUUGUCAAGUCAUUAAUUGCAAUUUGCUAUUUAAUUUUUGUGAAGUUCGAUUACUUCAAUUGACUUAUUAAAAUUAACUUUAAAAUUUCAAGUAAGUAAAAGUUACAUAUUUAUUCCAUUAUGGCUAGACGUGGACGUUCACCAUCUCCUGCACCAAGAAGAUCCUCAGUUCCUGCAAAAACAGCCCCAAGAAGUGUUGCACCACAACAACAGCCUACUCAAGUUGGUGCACCAGCUCCUCAACAACCGGGUUUAUUCGCCCAAAUGGCAGCUACAGCUGGUGGUGUAGCUGUUGGAUCUGCUAUUGGCCACACUGUUGGACAUGCAGUUACUGGUUUGUUCAGUGGUGGAAGUUCCCAUGAUGAAGUACCGCAACAAGUGCAACCAAUCCAAAGUAUGCCAGUUGACCAAAGUAAUCAACAAGGAGGAGCUUGUGCUUUUGAAAUUAAACAGUUUUUACAGUGCGCUCAAAACACUGAUGACAUCUCUCUUUGUUCUGGAUUUAAUGAAGCUAUUCGUCAAUGCAAGGAAGCUAACGGCUUGUUGUAGAUUACUCUCAUGAAAAUAUAUUUUAGUAGUGGCAAUAAAAAACAGCUAUAAAAUGUUGAUUAUUCACAACUUAUUCAUUGAUAAAAUUUACCAUCAUUCUUUUUUAUAGUUAAUAAAAAUAAAUGUUAGAAAAAAA
This is a messenger RNA of Daktulosphaira vitifoliae (grape phylloxera), 743 nucleotides long. RefSeq names its product coiled-coil-helix-coiled-coil-helix domain-containing protein 2 (gene Chchd2). Lineage: Eukaryota; Metazoa; Arthropoda; Insecta; Hemiptera; Phylloxeridae. The transcript has 4 exons. Gene Ontology annotation, biological process: mitochondrion organization. The coding region runs from base 179 to 607 and encodes 142 amino acids. Gene Ontology annotation, cellular component: nucleus; mitochondrion. The record is from RefSeq and is a predicted model, not a curated record.